CUGGCGGCCGGCGGGGAGCCGGAGUCUGCGCGGGCGCGGAUUUGGGCACGGACUGUCAGGGCAGGAAGCCGUGGUGACCAAGCUCGAGGACUGGUGCUUAGAAAUGAGGGCGCCCAGGGGAGGGUCACUGUGUCAGUCACCAGCCAUAGAUGCAUACCAGAUGGGCCUGCUGACCCGUCCAUGAGGCGGGCCCCCUGGCUGGGCCUGCGACCCUGGCUGGGCAUGCGCCUGUCUGUGCGUAAGGUGCUGCUGGCCGCCAGCUGUGCUCUGGCCCUGGUGCUCGCCGUGCAGCUUGGGCAGCAAGUACUGGAGUGCCGGGCGGUGCUCGGGGGCGCGCGGAACUCAGGGAGGAUGCGGCCGGAGCAGGAGGAACUGGUGAUGCUCGGCGCCGACCACGUGGAGUACCGCUACGGCAAGGCCAUGCCGCUCAUCUUCGUGGGCGGCGUGCCACGCAGCGGCACCACGCUCAUGCGCGCCAUGUUGGACGCACACCCGGAAGUGCGCUGUGGGGAGGAGACACGCAUCAUCCCUCGCGUGCUGGCCAUGCGGCAGGCCUGGACCAAGUCUGGCCGCGAGAAGCUGCGGCUGGACGAGGCAGGUGUGACGGAUGAGGUGCUGGACGCGGCCAUGCAGGCCUUCAUCCUGGAGGUGAUCGCCAAGCACGGCGAGCCGGCCCGCGUGCUGUGUAACAAGGACCCCUUCACACUCAAGUCGUCCGUCUACCUGGCACGCCUGUUCCCCAACUCCAAAUUCCUGCUAAUGGUGCGUGACGGCCGGGCGUCCGUGCACUCCAUGAUCACGCGCAAGGUCACCAUCGCAGGCUUUGACCUCAGCAGCUACCGAGACUGCCUCACCAAGUGGAACAAGGCCAUCGAGGUGAUGUACGCACAGUGCAUGGAAGUGGGCAGGGACAAGUGCCUGCCCGUGUACUAUGAGCAGUUGGUGCUGCACCCCCGGCGCUCACUCAAACGCAUCCUGGACUUCCUGGGCAUCGCCUGGAGUGACACAGUCCUGCACCAUGAGGACCUCAUUGGCAAGCCUGGGGGCGUCUCCUUGUCCAAGAUUGAGCGGUCCACAGACCAGGUCAUCAAACCGGUAAACUUGGAAGCUCUCUCCAAGUGGACUGGCCACAUCCCUAGAGACGUGGUGAGGGAUAUGGCCCAGAUUGCCCCCAUGCUGGCCCGGCUUGGCUAUGACCCGUAUGCAAAUCCGCCCAACUACGGGAACCCCGACCCCAUUGUCAUCAACAACACACACCGGGUCUUGAAAGGAGACUAUAAAACGCCAGCCAAUCUGAAAGGAUAUUUUCAGGUGAACCAGAAUAGCACCUCCCCACACCUGGGAAGUUCCUGAUUUCCAGUCCCUGCAGGGCUCAGACGCUCAGAGUCCUCGACCUGCACACGGAAGCUGGACUAACCCAAGCACAUGGCUUGCUCUCAGUCACGCCGGGCGGGGCCUGCCGGGUUGGAGCAUUCAUACAUCUCGGUGGAAGUGGGCUCGGAACCUCCGCUCCAGGGCGACACUGAGGAGGGAGAGACUACUUCCGCUUCAGAAACUUGGGAUUUUCUAAUUUUUCUCUCCUUGGGAACUUUUUUUUAAAGAAUUGAAUUUGCUAUCUUCCCUAAUGGACAGACCCCCUCGGUGACCUCAUCUCCUGGGACAAGACCCUAGACCCGUGCCUCUCCUUGACUGGACGCUGAACUCAAAGGAUCUAUUUAAGAGUUUAAUAUAUGGGCUCUCCUCGCUCUAGUCCUACUCAGUUUCACAAGAAAAGAAAUUAAUUAUUUGAAUAAAGUAGACAGGCUGCUGUCUGUGCCUUACUUCA
Molecule: messenger RNA, 1825 nt
Organism: Mus pahari (shrew mouse)
Lineage: Eukaryota; Metazoa; Chordata; Mammalia; Rodentia; Muridae
Gene: Tpst2
Product: tyrosylprotein sulfotransferase 2
Exons: 8
Coding region: 181-1353 (390 amino acids)
Biological process (GO): peptidyl-tyrosine sulfation
Cellular component (GO): Golgi apparatus
Molecular function (GO): protein-tyrosine sulfotransferase activity
Source: RefSeq, a predicted model, not a curated record